Mycena indigotica is the source of this 924-nucleotide messenger RNA. RefSeq lists its product as uncharacterized. The transcript has 2 exons. The coding region runs from base 1 to 924 and encodes 307 amino acids. NCBI's taxonomy places the organism in Eukaryota, Fungi, Basidiomycota, Agaricomycetes, Agaricales, Mycenaceae. The record is from RefSeq and is a predicted model, not a curated record.
AUGGUGUUCCGCCUCCCAACCCAUCUUGACAACUUCAUACCGCCUCCCGCUGCUCAAGCUCACAGCCACAUGUCUAGCAGACCGUGGAGAGGGACUCUUACUGUGCGCGGUAUGAGGUUGUCAGAUCCGGCGAGCAACCAGGAGAUUCGCGUCACCGCUGUUGAGACUGACGGUGAUAGCGAUGUAGCUAGAUGGCCGACCCACUUCUUUGCGCAUAUUGCUCACGGACGACCUAUCCAACGUCAAGUCCGUGAAUGGAUUCAACAGCAUGCGCCGCCCAUCUCUACAUUCAUGCCUGACCGUCAUCCUGACCCUGACUCGAAUGUUGUCAACGUUGCGACUUUUCGUUCGCUCUCGCGAAUGUUGUUCGAGCAACAACUUGUCGCGAUUGCCCCCUGGGGGACAGAUUCUUCUUUCACUGGCGGUGGACUCGUUAUUGUUCCUGCUGAACACUCUAGCGCGCUUUUAGUCGCAGCUCUCUUCUUUUCACAACUACCGGAAAUCAUAACUGGUCCUAGCUCUAGCUCCGCUCCUUUUCCACAGACCUUGACGCCCCUCGUCACGACUCGCCCACACGGGCAACACAAUCCCUUGGCUUACAACUUAUACAACCAGCCUGGCCCUAGCUCCGCCGGCACGACUGUCUCUUAUUCUCACUACCCUUCCCCGACUGCCUAUCGUUCUAGUCCGCUCCGUGAUGAUGGCUCCCGAAGCCCACCGGAUCGCGCAGAACAAAUGAUCAGCGCCACUGGACGCUACCGACCCCUGCUGCCGCCUGGAGCAGGUUACACUAGUACUGUGACUCCCAGCCCCCCGCAUACUGGCUAUACUUCUAGCCCUCCCCAGCAGCAUCAGAUGCAGCAUCAUCAGGCUGAUCCCAGCCAAUACGCACCGUACGGCGCUUACCCACCCCACAACGGCUAA